GCUUUAGUUUGACAUUGACGAACAACACCAAAUACUGGAGGAAAAUCUGUUGGGCUACUGUCCAGAGAAAAACUGCUUUUGGGAAAAUAGACAUAAUUUUCCAUGCAGUAAACAGAUUCUUCACAACAAUAAAAGAUGUGGAGGGCCGCUAGGCUUCCAGUUACUGUAGGAAAAAGCAGACUAUUUGUUGGCCUGCCUUCCAAAGAACUGAGAGGAGGCCUGUGCAGAGACAAUGUGACACAUUUGGUUAGCAGUGGUUGUCCACCAUUGUCCAUUGUGAGCUUACAACCGGUCAGGUUUUACAGAACCACAUCCCUGCUGCUGAUAAGGAGAGGGGAUUCUUACAGCGGUUUAUCCCCCAGACAACGGUUUUCCAGAAGGACCACAAUUUACCUUUUCUCAAUGGGCCUUAUCAUUCUUGGUACUUUUGUAGGAUUUUAUGGUGGCUUUUCUUUUUUUAAACCAAAGAGGAAAAGUGUGGAAGCAGCAGAACCUGAGGCAGUUGGACACCAAGAAGAAGGGGAGGGGGAGGAAGAGGUCAAGAAGAAGAAGAUCGGCUUCAGGGAAAAAAGAAUUAUAGAAUAUGAGAAUAGAAUCCGGGCCUACUCCACCCCUGAUAAGAUUUUCCGUUAUUUUGCCACUCUGAAAGUACACCAUGGGGAAGACAGAGGCUGGGAAAUAUACAUGACUCCCGAGGAUUUUGUUCGCUCCAUCACCCCAGGGAUGAAGCAGCCUGAGGGGCUGGAUUUGGACAGAUUUAUCAAGUUUGAUCCACAGAAGAAAACAAUCUUAAGUGUACCCAGGCUGUGUCCGCUUAAAGUGCACAGCAAAGUGGAAUGGAACCUAGGAGAGGACAGCAUUUUCUAUCAGAUGGGGGAGAGUGGCCUCAUUUCCUUCUCUGAUUACAUAUUUCUUCUAACCGUUCUCUCUACACCACCCAGGAAUUUUCAGAUUGCAUUUAAAAUGUUUGACUUCAAUGGAGAUGGUGAAGUGGACAUUGAAGAGUUCGAAAAAGUCAACGAUAUCAUAAGAAACCAAACCAGUAUUGGCAAACGACACAAGGAUCAUGCUGUUACAGGAAGUGUUAAUAAAGGGGUAGGCUCAGCCCUUCUCAAUUACUUUUUUGGUCCUGAUGGAAAAAAGAAACUCACUGUCAAAGAAUUUCUCACAUUCCAACAGAGACUUCAAAAUGAAGUCUUACGUAUAGAGUUUGACCGUUACGAUCCACUCUAUGAGGAGAAGGGAAAGAUCUCAGAGAAGGACUUUGGUCGCAUUCUCCUAACGUACGCUGGAUAUCCAGACCAGAAAAAAUCUCGCAUGCUGAAGAGAGUCAAGAAGAAGUACAAGGAGGACCCUAAGGGCAUUACUUUUGAUGAAUACUUGAACUUCUGGAUGUUCCUAAAGAGCAUUAAUGAUGUAGACACAGCUCUUAGUUUUUACCACCUAGCUGGUGUGUCAAUUGAUGAGGAGACAUUGAAGCAUGUAGCAGCAACAGUGGCAGGAGUCAAGCUCUCAGAUCAUGUGGUGGAGCUGGUGUUUACAUUGUUUGAUGAAAAUGCUGAUGGGCAAUUAAGCAACAAAGAGUUUGUAUCUGUGAUGAAACAAAGAGUAAUGAGAGGACUUGAGAAACCUAAAGACACUGGCUUUGUGAAACUCAUCAAUGCUGUCUUUAAAUGUGCAAAGAACACUACUACUGCUUUCCUUGACUGAAGAGCUAUACAAAGGGAGAUAAUGCUCAAUGGCAGGAGAUAAUUCAAUUCCUGUUUCAUUUUCAUGGAAUUUUGUUACCUGUACUGCCAUUCAUUUUUUUUCUUCUGUAGCGAAUCUACUUAAGGAAAAGUAUAUUUUUUAUUUAAAAGCAGUGUGAUGCUGAGAGAACAUAGAGAAGACAUGUCAGUUGUUCUCUGUGAUAUGUUUAAGCAUCCUACAGCAUAAUUGUUACUGUACACCAUUUCCUUUGGAAGAAUCACUUGUAUUUAUAGAUUUCUACCUUGUACCUUGUACAUGUAUUAUUUAGUUCUGUUUCUAAUUAAGGGUUAUAAAAAUAAUUUUAACAUUGAGGUAGUGUUGAUAUACAAGUAGACAUGAAUUUUAUGUUUGUUUUGUAUUUAUUUAUUUCAUAUGAAUUUUAACAAUUGCAUUCACACAAUGCUAGAUAUUGCAGCAUGUUGUAUUAUCUAUAACUUUCAUAGAAAAUUUGAAACUUUGCACAGUAAAAUUUCAUCUUUAGGGUUUCAGUGUUUUUGUUUAAGAAUUAGAUCUAAAGAUUUUUUUACAUGCAUUUUUUAAUCAUGUCUAGGAUAUUGUUAUUACAUUAUUACAUGUACCGUGACAUUUGCUAAAACCAUUUCCCAGGUCUGUGAUGUUUGAUGUUCCAGAAUAAGAAUCAACUAAAUUAAUUUUUAAAAAAAACCCAUUAUUUUAAUAUAUAAGAAAAUUGUAAAAUUUUCUGACUCUUGUAAAUUGUCGCAUUCUGUUUUGUUUUUGCAAUAUGAUUUGAUGAAUGUUACUACCAUUUGAUUCAUAUUUAUAUAUAUAGCAUUUAUUUAUCUACAGUACCUCUAUCUUUUCAAUAGAAGUUCAGUGCUGAAUAUACAUUUAUCUCAAUUUUGUUUGGGAUUUGUGAAUAUGAGGAAUGAAUAAACCUUUUGAAUUUCCA
This is a messenger RNA of Saccostrea cuccullata (small rock oyster), 2659 nucleotides long. RefSeq names its product calcium uptake protein 1, mitochondrial-like. The coding region runs from base 136 to 1710 and encodes 524 amino acids. Gene Ontology annotation, biological process: calcium import into the mitochondrion; mitochondrial calcium ion homeostasis. Gene Ontology annotation, molecular function: calcium ion binding. The record is from RefSeq and is a predicted model, not a curated record. Lineage: Eukaryota; Metazoa; Mollusca; Bivalvia; Ostreida; Ostreidae. Gene Ontology annotation, cellular component: uniplex complex. The transcript is spliced from 14 exons.